Messenger RNA from Adineta ricciae, 744 nucleotides. NCBI's taxonomy places the organism in Eukaryota, Metazoa, Rotifera, Eurotatoria, Adinetida, Adinetidae. The record is from the annotation of a GenBank genome assembly.
AUGUUCACUUUAUUGAUGUUUUUCGUUAGAUGUCGAACGCUUCGUCACGAUCGACCUUACCUACUCUACCUAUAUCCGACUUCGAUUGACACACGUCACAAGCCAUGGCCGCGCGUUGUAGAUUUUCUUCGUUUAUUUCCAAGUGGCUCACUGAUACUUGACGUGGGGUGUGGUAAUGGUAAAUACAUGAAUAUUCGAGAUGAUUUUAUGAUGAUUGGUUGUGAUCGAAGCGAAGGCCUUUUGAAAAUAUGUCGCGAUCGCGGCUAUCAAGUUUUUCUGUCUGAUUGCAUGAAGAUUCCUGUUCCAACGAAUAUGUUCGAUGGUGCUAUUUGUAUUGCUGUUCUUCAUCACAUCAGUACUGAAAACCGAAGAUUAGCGGCUUUGAGGGAAAUUGUACGGCUAUUAAAGCCAGGCGGACAAGCGUUGGUUACUGUUUGGGCGAAAGAACAAGAAGUUGAAAAUAAGAAAAGUACCUAUAUUACCAAGAAUGCUAAGCCGCCAUGUCCGAUUCAUUCUACACAUGAAGAAACCAAGGAAUUGAGCAUUCAUACGCCGCGAACGGAAUUUCAACGAUCGGAUUGUCUUGUUCCAUGGACUAAACCGAACGAAAAACUAUUGAGAUAUUAUCAUGUUUUUGUUAGACAUGAGCUUGAACGUACAUUGACACACAUACCAGAAGCCAAGAUUGUAAAUUCCUAUAAUGAUGAUGGGAAUUGGUGCAUAAUUUUCAUGAAAAUCGCCUGA